AUGGUGCGAUGUACGGUGUUGGCGUUACUCCUGUGUUGGGUCGGCCCGGGCCACGACAGGACAUCGGUGGUGUACGCGUCGGUGGACAGUUCCCCGGCCGGAGUACGCCACCAGCAGCUCGAAACGGAGUCGCCGCUGCCCGCCAAACCGUUUGGAAACGUGGUGAGCCGAUCUACGCGGAACCAGCAGAACUGUACCGAUCAGCCGUCCAACUCCAGCGACGGUGGACAGCAGGACCAGUCGAUGGGGGGCAAGUUUCUCAAGUUUGCCAUCCUCCUGCCGGAGAAGCCGAGCAAGCGGCGCGACAUACGUAUCCUGUCGACGGUGCUGCCAAUGAUCGAGCAGGCCACGCAGAUGGUGACCGCUCCCGGCGGGCUGCUGGAAAACUUUCGCAUCGAAAUCGACCACCGUGACACGCAGUGCUCGUCCACACACGGGGCGCUCGGGGCGUUCGAUAUUUAUCUCAACCGAAAACCAGAUGUGUUCUUCGGGCCGAUCUGCGACUACGCCAUCGCCCCGGUCGCCCGGUACAGCUCGGUCUGGGGCAUCCCGCUCAUCACGACCGGCGGCAUGACGGAGGCGUUCACGCUGAAGGAACCGAACUACCGGACGCUGACGCGCAUGGCCGGCAACUACCACGAGUUCGGCGAGGUGAUGCGCGAGCUGAUGCAGCACUACAACUGGACGAUCCAGUCGUACCUGUACCACGAGUGGGACGAGAAGGCCGGCCGCGGCUUCACCGACUGCUCGAUGGCCAUCAAUUCCAUCAUGCGGGCGAUCAACAGCAACGACACGAUACCCAGGGUGUUCGACGAGGAUACCGCCAAGUACGACGACUACCUGGAGCUGCUGCGCAAGAUCGAGACGCGGGCCAGAAUCGUGAUCAUGUGCGCCAGCCCUUCGACGAUUCGGGAAAUUAUGCUGGCGGCCGCCGAGCUCAACAUGGUCAGCAGUGGGGAGUACGUUUUCUUCAACAUCGAAAUAUACGGAAGCAUGACGGCAACAAAGCAGCCACCCUGGUACUCCAAGAACGAUACCGACGAGCGGAACCAGAAGGCGAAGGAAGCGUACUCCGCCCUGCUACAGGUGGUCGCCCGCGAACCGGAAGACGACGAGUAUCGUCAGUUCUCGCAGGAGGUGAAAGAACUCACCCGGACGAAGUACCAGUACACGUACGCCGAGGACGAACCGGUGUCGACGUUCGUGACGGCGUUCUACGAUGCGGUGUUGCUGUACGCCUAUGCCCUCAAUGACAGUAUAGCGCAGCUGGGCGAACAGCGAGCCCUUAAGCAUCCGAUCAACGGAACUCAUUUGGCGCAGCUGAUGUGGGGCCGCAGCUUCAAGGGUAUCACCGGGAAUGUCACGAUCGAUUCGAACGGUGAUCGCAUCUCGAACUACUCGCUGCUCGAUCUCAAUCCGGAGACGGGACUCUUCGAGGUCGUGGCGAACUACUACUACGGUGGGGGACUGCAGUUUGUCGAGGGUAAGGCCAUCCACUGGGCCGGGGAUCGCAAGAAGGCGCCACCGGAUAGGCCAACCUGCGGCUUCGAUGGGUCACUCUGUCCGGACAACUCAAUUCCGGGGUACGCCAUCCUGUCGCUGGUACUCGGCGUGUGCGUUGUCUGCAUGGGCAUCGCGUCGUUCGUCGGCUACCGGCACUACAAGCUCGAGGCGGAAAUCAACUCCAUGACGUGGAAGGUGAACCCGAACGACGUGCUGUCGUGCAAUCCGAGCCGCGGCCACCGGGGCAGCCUGCACUCGAUGGUGAAGCGGGGCAGCCAAGCCACGAUCUACUCGGAGGAUCUCAACUCGCUGCCCGGCGACCGUCAGAUCUACAUACACUUCGGCUUCUACAAGGGCUGCAAUGUGGCGAUCAAGAAGAUUAACGUGCAGAACAUCAGCCUCAACCGGUCGCUGAUGCUCGAGUUCAAGCGCCUCAAGGACAUCCAGCACGACCAUCUGGUGCGGUUCUACGGUGCCUGUCUCGAUCCACAGCCGGAGCCGUUCAUCCUGACCGAGUACUGCCCGAAGGGUUCGCUGCAGGACAUCCUCGAGAACGAGACGAUCAAGCUGGACUGGAUGUUCAAGAUCUCGCUCAUGCACGACAUCGUCAAGGGGAUGGCGUUCCUGCACUCGACCGAUCUGCACUCGCACGGUGCGCUCAAGUCGUCCAACUGCGUCGUGGACUCGCGCUUCGUGCUGAAGAUCACCGACUUCGGGUUGCACCAGUUGCGCCGUAACUGCGAGGACUCAGAUGUCGAGAGCUACGCGUAUUGGAAGAAGCUACUAUGGACCGCACCGGAAUUGCUGAGGCAUCCCCAGUGUCCCCCGGCGGGAUCCCAAAAGGGUGACGUCUACUCGUUCGGCAUCAUCAUCCAGGAGAUCGUUUCCCGGCAGGGACCGUUCUAUCUGGGCACUGAGGAGAAAUCUCCCAAAGAAAUCAUCAAACUAGUCAGAGACGGACCGGGGGUGCUGGGCGUACCCUUCCGGCCAAAGGUGGACGAAUCGUCCUACGAGGACGUGAACAACAUAAUGGUGAAGUGCUGGGCCGAGGAACCCUCGGAUCGACCCGACUUCGGGGGGCUGAAAACUAUCAUCAGGAAAAUCAACAAAGAAAAUGAAUCUGGUAACAUAUUAGAUAAUUUAUUGCAACGCAUGGAACAGUACGCGAACAACCUGGAGGCUCUCGUGGACGAGCGGACGCAGGACUACUUCGAGGAAAAGCGCAAAUGCGAGGAGUUGUUGUACCAGCUGCUGCCCAAAUCCGUGGCGGCGCAGCUGAUCGUGGGCAAAUCUGUGAUAGCGGAAACGUAUGAUCAAGUAACUAUUUAUUUUAGCGAUAUUGUCGGCUUCACCUCCAUUUCAGCGCAAAGCACCCCGAUGCAGGUCGUCGAUCUGCUGAACGAUCUCUACACCUGCUUCGACUCGAUCGUCGAGAACUUUGACGUCUACAAGGUCGAAACGAUCGGCGACGCGUACAUGGUCGUGUCGGGGCUGCCGGUGCGAAACGGAAAUCUGCAUGCACGUGAAAUUUCCCGCAUGGCCCUGCGACUGCUGGCCGCCGUCUACAAGUUCACCAUCCGCCACAGGCCCAACGAGCAGCUCCGGUUGCGGAUCGGACUCCACAGCGGGCCCUGUGUGGCCGGAGUCGUCGGGCUGAAGAUGCCCCGGUACUGCCUGUUCGGGGACACGGUCAACACGGCCAGCCGGAUGGAGUCGAACGGCGAAGCACUCAAGAUACACGUCAGCCACACCACCAAGACGCUGCUGGACACGUUCGGGACGUUCGACCUGACCGAGCGGGGCCUGGUGCCGAUGAAGGGCAAGGGCGAGAUGCUCACCUACUGGCUGAACGGCGAGCGACCGGCCCUCGAACCCCUCGCGCCCCCACUCCCGAACGGUCUGCUGAAGCCGUCCACCAACGGCACCAACGGUCAGCUCGGGAGGUUGCUGGCGACGGACGGCGUUGGAACGGCGGCAGCGGCACUGGCCGCGGUCGUGGUCGGCACGACUGCCCCCUCCGACACCGCCCAGUCGCCCGGCAGCCCUCCGGCCACGCUGAACGGGUCCGCACCGACCGGCAUCCUCACCAACAGCCAUCACGGCGGCCAUCACCUGCACCACCAUCAUCACCUUCAUCAUCACAACCUCAACAACAACAACACGCUGUGCAGCUUCAACAACAACAAUCCGCAUCGGAGCAACAACAACACCGCGGCAACCGCCGGCGCCAACUCGUCCAACAUCAACAAUAACAACAACAGCUGCCAUAGUAACGCCAUAGCAGGCGCCGGCGUUACGCCUAGCGCCAAAAAGCUCAACAGCGUUACGUACAGCUUCGCGAAAGCUCCGCCAGUGGCGAAGGCGAAGCUGGUGCACGUGUCCGAGCGUUCACCGUCGGUGGCGAGUGGUGCCAGCAGCGUCGGUUCCCUUCCGCCACCGGAAGUUGAACCAUUCUGUGGCGGGGGAGGCAGUGGAAUGGGGGCGGGUGGGGUAACGAAAUCGGCAGCCAACAACAGCGUUACGCAACCGUUGCUCACCUGA
Anopheles coustani is the source of this 4044-nucleotide messenger RNA. RefSeq names its product atrial natriuretic peptide receptor 1. Lineage: Eukaryota; Metazoa; Arthropoda; Insecta; Diptera; Culicidae. Gene Ontology annotation, cellular component: membrane. The transcript has 14 exons. The coding region runs from base 1 to 4044 and encodes 1347 amino acids. Gene Ontology annotation, biological process: cGMP biosynthetic process; receptor guanylyl cyclase signaling pathway; intracellular signal transduction. The record is from RefSeq and is a predicted model, not a curated record. Gene Ontology annotation, molecular function: peptide receptor activity; ATP binding; protein kinase activity.